Molecule: messenger RNA, 1318 nt
Organism: Cucumis sativus (cucumber)
Lineage: Eukaryota; Viridiplantae; Streptophyta; Magnoliopsida; Cucurbitales; Cucurbitaceae
Product: protein FAM133
Exons: 6
Coding region: 285-890 (201 amino acids)
Source: RefSeq, a predicted model, not a curated record
UAGAAAACGCACAACGCCCCAAACUAAAACAAAAAAUAAAAACCAAACCCUAGUCUUCAUCGUUCAUUUCCCCCCACACUGGGUCUUCUUCGCUCGUCUCUCCCUCUCAUUUUCUUUUCUCCGACGACCGACCGGCACUCUGGCGUGCCACUGACGCCACUGCGGGCCUUCUUCGCUGCCGCCAGCUGUUUGCUUCUUCGUUGACUUCACGCCUGACGCCCUGGAAUCAUCCUCUUCGUAUAUUCGUGCUUCUUAAUUGAUUUCUUGCCUGGGCAUAUUUCGAAAUGGGUAAGAAUCAAGCAUACAAAGCGAUGCAGAAAGCCAGACUGGGAUCCUCAAGCUCUACUGGGCCAGCUGAGAUUGAAGAUGGAAUGGUGGAUGGUUCAUUUCAUUCACCAGCGUGGCAUGCUGCUCGUUUGGCCAGCCUUAAUACUUCUCACACGAUUACCUGGGAGGAGUAUAAAAGGAAGCAAAAGGAAGAUGAGUUGAAAAGGGGGGAGCUGGAAGCAGAUACAGAUAGAAUGAUGAAAGAAUAUAGAGCACAAUUGGAUGCUGAGCGUGCACGAAAACUUGCUCAUGGAAGAAAUCGUUCCAGUAGCAAGAUUGGUCAUGAAAAGGAUAGGAAGAACAGAGAAUUAAAGAAGCGGAGCAAAAAAAAGAGAAAGCAUUCCAAGAGGAAAUUGUCCGAGUGUAGCUCCUCAAGUUCAUCCUCUGAUUCAUCCAGCAGCGACGAAGAAGAAAGAGAAUCUAGAAGAUCCAAGUCUAAAUCAAAGAGAUCUAAGAGGGAGAAGAAGCAUAGGUCGAGAACCAAGCACUCUUCCAGUGACAAUGAAGAAGAGACUGAUGGUCCUGUGCCACUUUCAAGAUUCUUUGAGAAAGUGAAGAAUUAAGGGGCAUUUGUUCUGUAACGUUUAUAGAAUUGCUAGUCUUGAAAUAGCAUAUUUGAUCCUGUUCAUUUUCUUUUGAAUUUGCACUUACACGUUUCAAUUAUCAGUUUUCUAAUGUGGAGUGGUCCAUGUCGCAGAAGAUUGGACCCACGUGAUGAUGCGAAUUACCGAAUGUGAACGACCAAGUGAUCAAAACUGCAAAUAUUUCAAAGUUACUCACACAGCAAGAGUCAAUUAUGUUCCAUUUUCAUUAGGAUAAUGCUUAUGAUGUAAAAGAAACUAUUGCAAGUGAAAAUGGGAAAACUUAAUAGGUUUUAUGGAUGAAUCAAAUGUAAUAGACCUCAAUCGUAAGGUAGAUUGCUUUGUUUGCUUAACUGUAAACAUAAUGGAUUUUUUUAAUAUUUUAUUGUUAUAAAAACAAUUUUCCAUAA